GCUGAAGCGACCGGAUGUAGUUGCACCAUAAACGGGCGGCGUUGUGUCGUCUCCAUUUUGAUCAGAAGCUGCUUCAGAGGAUCUCAGAGCUUCAGAUCAGCGAGGCUUCAGUCUGCAGAGCACCAUGCUGUCAGCCGCCCAGCUGCUCGAUGAGCUAAUGGGCCGAGACAGAAACCUGGCUCCGGACGAGAAGCGAUCCAACGUGAGAUGGGACGACGAGACGAAGGUCUGCCGGUACUAUCUGUGUGGCUUCUGCCCAGCUGAGCUGUUCACCAACACCCGCUCAGACUUGGGCCCUUGUGAGAAAAUCCAUGAUGAAAACCUUAGAAUAACGUAUGAGAAGAGCUCUCGCUUCAUGAAGGAGGGCUAUGAGCGGGACUUCCUGCGCUAUUUGCAGUCGCUCCUGGCAGAGGUGGAACGGCGGAUCCGUAGAGGGCAUGCCCGGCUUGCACUUUCUCAGGCUCAGCAGAAUGCAGGGGGUCCUGGUCCAUCAGGAAAGAAUGAGGAGAAGGCCACAGUUCUAACAGAGAAGAUCGAAGACCUAGUGAUGCAGAUUGAGGAGCUGGGGUCGGAGGGCAGAGUGGAGGAGGCCCAGGGAAUGAUGAAGCUGGUGGAGCAGCUGAAGGAGGAGAGGGAGCUGCUCAGCUCCACCCCCUCGACCAUCGAGAGCUUUGCAGCCCAAGAGAAACAGAUGGAGGUGUGUGAGGUGUGCGGGGCUUUCCUCAUCGUGGGCGACGCUCAGUCCCGAGUGGACGACCACUUGAUGGGCAAGCAGCACAUGGGCUACGCCAAGAUCAAAUCCACUGUGGAGGAGCUCAAGGAGAAACUACGUCGUCGCUCUGAGGACCCUCAGGGUGAAAGCCCGGCGCUCAAGAAAGACAGAGAAGACCGCGAGCGUGAGAGGGAGGAACGGGAGAAAAAGCGCAAAGAGGAGGAAGAGAAGGAGAAGGAGAAAGAGAAGGAGCGCGAAAAGGAGAAGGAGCGAGAGAGGGAGCGCGAGAAGGAGAGAGACAGAGAGCGGGACAGAGACAGAGAUAGAGACAGGGAGAGGGACCGCAGGGCGCGCCGGAGCAACUCCAACAGCCGCCACUCCAGUCGAGCGUCGGACAGGAAGCGGAGCAGAUCCCGAGAUCGCCGGCGGUCCAGGAGCAGAGACAAGGACAGGGAGAGGGAACGCAAACGCAGCAGGAGCCGGGAUAGGGACAGGGAGAGGAGGCGCAGCAGCCGUGAGCGCUCCGACAGAAAGCGUCGCUCCCGCAGUCGUGACAGGAGGAGGUCACGCAGCUCGGAGCGCAAAUCUCACCGCCAUCGCAGCCGCAGCAAGGACAGGGACAGAGAGGAGAAGAGGGACAAGGACAGAGAGCGGUCAUCGAAAGACAAAGACCGUAAGGCGACGGAGGAGAGGAGCAGCUCUAAGAAAGACAAGCACUCUGACGGCGACGCAGCUGCCACCAAGGCUUCGUCAGAAGCGGAACCGAUGGAGACGGAGGCAGCCGCCCCUGCCUCCGCCUCCCCCCUGCUUAACGGCCAGCAAGAGCUCCUCCAAUCUGAAGGUGACACUCAGUCCAAUUAAAACUGAUCUGAUAGGACCUCAGAUCAGGCUCAGGGGAAGCCGGGAUAUCUGGUGGAGGAAGAAGUGGAAGAGCGCACCCAUCCUUUCCCUGAACCUGACACUUCGCUGCUUAAAAACAAGGUGAACCACAAAUGUGUAGUGGCUUAUUUAAAAAACCAACAAAAAAAAACAUGAACAUACAAAGUAAUGUAAACGAGGAGAGAGAGGGGAAGUAAUCCAUUGAUUUUCAUGUUCCAUCACCUGUCUAUCUUUUGGCUGGAUGAGGGUAGUUGUGGUUCAUCUGAUGUAUUUCUUGGUCUAGAUGUCAGGCAGGCAUCACUUUGAAAACCAAACUUAGAGAAGUUCAUUAUGGGUUUUUGUGUUCUUAUUUUGAAAACUCUUUACACAUCCUCCUUGUUUCUUGACAUUUAGUGAAAAUAAAAUAAAAAAAAACAGUGCUUGUGGUUUGUUUUGGUUUGUCAGGUUCCACUUCACUCCUUGACCUUUUUUUAAAACCGUCGGUUGAAAGCGUCUGUAAAAUGUUAGUCCCGUGAUAGGGCGUGUCUCUUAUCUCCUCCACUUAGAGCUCACAUUGAUUGCUCGUGUCCCCUUACUGUAAAAUAUACUGAUUUCAUUUUGAUCAAAAAACAUUUCAAAGACUGAAGAUUUGUUUAAUUUUGCUCUGCUUUUAAUGUCCAUGUUGUCUCGAUGAAUAAAAAGUCAAAAUUU
This is a messenger RNA of Sebastes umbrosus (honeycomb rockfish), 2281 nucleotides long. It is a transcript of the gene luc7l3, whose product is annotated as LUC7-like 3 pre-mRNA splicing factor. Gene Ontology annotation, molecular function: mRNA binding. The record is from RefSeq and is a predicted model, not a curated record. Gene Ontology annotation, cellular component: U1 snRNP; U2-type prespliceosome. The transcript is spliced from 11 exons. Bases 125 to 1573 code for a protein of 482 amino acids. Gene Ontology annotation, biological process: mRNA splice site recognition. Lineage: Eukaryota; Metazoa; Chordata; Actinopteri; Perciformes; Sebastidae.